Molecule: messenger RNA, 990 nt
Organism: Rhopalosiphum padi (bird cherry-oat aphid)
Lineage: Eukaryota; Metazoa; Arthropoda; Insecta; Hemiptera; Aphididae
Exons: 1
Coding region: 214-525 (103 amino acids)
Source: RefSeq, a predicted model, not a curated record
UCGUCGUGACACCAACGACGAGACGACACUUUAAAAACACUACAACACACGGUCAUACGACACAAUAAUAAUCGCACACGACUUUCACGUUUCACGUUUCUAACGGUGAAUUCAUAAAUAUCAGUUCAUAUAAUAUUAUAUUAAACAUAAAUUCGUCUCGAAUAGAGAAUUGUGUCUCUUGAAUAUAAAACUGUAUUUUAUAUCAUCGUCAUUAUGCCGUGCCGCGAAGUUGGACCAACUAUCGUGCAACACUUUUGCGACUACGACGACGACGGUUCGUCCGGCAAAACGAUGGACUCCGACUCGGACUGUUCCGGACACGACGAAACCACUGCUGUGGUCCGCACCUGCGGCAGAGGCAAAUGGCUGAAGACGCUGCGGACAGUUAUCGGCAGGAUGGAAGGCGACGGUGGACGCCGAUCUCGACAGGUCAAAACCAUACUCAGACCGCCGACCACGUACGUGUUUGUGAUAGGCAUGUCCGGACUGCCGUCUAAGGUCGCUGUUUAUCCGAGACGGACAUGAGAGGACACAUCCGGGAGUUGGGCGACUGACUUGACGACGCCCGGCAGACUAUACAUUAUAAUCGGCCAAACGACUGUCAUGAUGUGAAGAUUUCAUGGAUAAAUAAUAUUAUGUCAGCAAUAAGUUGUUAUGAAGUUGGAUGUCGUAAUAUUAUUGUAACAUUCAUAAUGAAUUGUUUUUUUUUUUUUUUUUGAGAUUUUGACCGGAUAUUAUUGUAAAUUUAUGUUUUUACUGAAAAUAUUAAUUAUUGUGUCCCUUUGACGUUUGUAAUACUGUACGAGAUAAUUCAUCAACUAUACUCAGGGCUCACCUAUCAAAAUUUAAUAAUGCAGUUAUUUAAAAAAAUUUUAAGGAAUAUUAUCUUUAGUAUAAAUACUAUAAACGUUUUAAUAAUUAAAAAACUACUCUUUUAAAUUGUUAAUUAGGUAUUUUAAAAAAUAAAAAUACCCACUAAAUAAUUUAUAA